ACCUGGACUAGCUGAGCUCAAGCUCAAUUUUUUCAGUUUAUUUGGUUAUCGAGCCUAACUCAAACACUAUAAAACUCGCCUUGACUCGUUCUCAUCCCAAUUCAGAAUCAUCGGCAGGCUGGACCGGGUCUCUUUUUGGGCCCAAAGUGAAAAAUCCAAACCCAUCAUGUGGAAAAUGGACUCAAUUGACAGUAGAUGGAUCCGAUCACAAUAGGCAGGCACAUGGAGGAGUAAAAGCCGUUGAUUUCUUCGGUGAUGCUGCGAUUUCUGAAGCGGUUGAACCCCGCGCGAAGUGCUUCCGCCGUAACUGGCAGUUGUAGUAGUAGAUGGAUCAGAAGAAGCAAGCACACGGUGGUGAUGAGCUUUGGGGACGGAAGCCAAGGGGCGCUGGGACUGGCCACCUCCGCCGUAGGAAUGGGCGGCGACGCCUAUGAACCCACCCCUGUGCCUGGACUACCCUCCGACGUUUCCAAUAUCAGUGCGGGUCACUACCACUCCCUCGCCGUCACCAGUCAGGGUGAGGUCUGGGCUUGGGGCCGCAACAUCGAAGGUCAGCUCGGCCGCGGCCUUCUCGCUCCUAGAGAAUCGUGGAAUGAACCCAAGAGAGUGGAAGGGUUGGACCAAGUAAGAGUUCGAGCUGCAUUUGCAUCUGGUGUCAUCUCUACAGCAAUUGGAGAUGAUGGCUCUUUGUGGGUCUGGGGGAAGUCCAAGCGUGGACAGCUUGGUCUUGGAGAAGGAAUCACAGAAUGUGCUUCACCUUCCAAAGUUGAAGCACUUUCGGGAGAAGAGAUAGUUAAGGUAUCUCUUGGUUGGGGACACGCUCUCGCUCAGACCAAGGAUGGAAAGCUGUUUGGCUGGGGUUAUUCAGCAGAUGGUAGAUUAGGACAGAUGGGAAAGCCAUUGGAGCCCUCUCCAUUGGAUUCAAGUAGUGAUCUAUCUAAAGCAACACAAGUCUCAAGUUCAGUUCUAGAAGCUGCUGAAAAGUUGGUAAUGGAAGGAAUGGAGAAGGAGAAAGACAUGCCUAUUGUCUGGGAGCCAUGUUUACUUCAAGAACUACAUGAUUUUGAAGUUGUAGACGUGGCGUGUGGGUUUGACCAUUCACUAGUUCUUUGCCGUGAUGGAACCCUAUUGAGCGGUGGAAGCAAUGUAUAUGGUCAAUUGGACAGGGUGAUUCAAGACUUGGGAAUGCUUCCAGUUGACAUAAAAUUCCAUCCUACUUCUAUUGCAUCAGGACUCGGGCAUUGCUUGGCAAUAUGCCAAAUCAAAAGGUCAGAGGGAACAGGAGAAAGCACAGGCAUUGUUUCAUGGGGAUGGAACCAGAGUUCUCAGCUAGGGAGGGAAGGCCCUGAGAACCUCCCGCUGGUGGUUAACGAGCUGGCGGCGGAAACCCCUGUUUCAGUCUCAGGAGGGCGUGCACAUUCCGUUGCUUUGACAUCUAAAGGGGAGGUAUGGGUUUGGGGGAGCGGUAGAAAUGGGAGGCUAGGGUUAGGUAGCUCUAUGGAUGAAGCUGAACCACAGUUGGUUGAUUAUUUGGAAGGUUCUGAGGUUUUGCAAGCUGUGUCAGGGUUUGAUCAUAAUCUAGUCCUGGUUGCUGAAUGAUGUAAUCGGUGAUAGAAUGAAGCUAAUUGAAUCUUCUCUGUAUGUGGAUAUAAUGCUUGUUUGAGAUUUCAUAUUCAUAAUUUAUCAAAAAUAAACUUCUGGUGCAGCUUUUGGUGA
This is a messenger RNA of Rhododendron vialii, 1716 nucleotides long. Its product is annotated as ultraviolet-B receptor UVR8. NCBI's taxonomy places the organism in Eukaryota, Viridiplantae, Streptophyta, Magnoliopsida, Ericales, Ericaceae. The transcript is spliced from 4 exons. The record is from RefSeq and is a predicted model, not a curated record. Bases 256 to 1599 code for a protein of 447 amino acids.